Molecule: messenger RNA, 4171 nt
Organism: Vollenhovia emeryi
Lineage: Eukaryota; Metazoa; Arthropoda; Insecta; Hymenoptera; Formicidae
Gene: SMC5
Product: structural maintenance of chromosomes protein 5
Exons: 14
Coding region: 234-3377 (1047 amino acids)
Biological process (GO): double-strand break repair via homologous recombination
Cellular component (GO): Smc5-Smc6 complex
Molecular function (GO): ATP hydrolysis activity; ATP binding
Source: RefSeq, a predicted model, not a curated record
CUGGCUUCGUUUAACGAUAUUGGCGGCACUUCCGUACGUACAAACGCAGCGGUGUUGUAAAAUGGGUGACGAGAAAAAUGGAUUAUCUCGCGCUUACGGACUUUACGCUUAUUGUUAGCUAACGCUUCCAUUGUUAUCGGCGUGCUUCGUUUAUCGGCGUGUUCAUAACGCGCAUCCUUCGCGUGCAUACGUCGCGUACAAACACCUCGUUGUUGAGACCUAACCUAUUCAAGAUGAGCGACGGCACGGAGAAGGGUAUCAUCACCCGUAUACAUCUCGAGAAUUUCGUGACUUACGAUAAGGUAUCAGUGAAGCCUGGAAGAUAUCUCAAUGUUAUCAUUGGACCUAACGGCUCCGGCAAGUCCACCAUAGUCGCCGCUAUAGUUCUCGGUCUAGGAGGCAGGCCGAAUAUCAUUGGGCGUGCCCUUCACAUAGGGGAGUACGUCAAGUAUGGCAAGGAUUCGGCGAAGAUAGAAAUUUAUCUGAAAAACGGCCUCAAACAGGAUUCCGUGGUGACUAGAAUGUUCACUAAAGACGGCAAGUCCACAUGGAUGCUUAAUGGCGUGUCGACAAAUUCGAAAAAUAUACAGCAAUUCACGGCCAAGCUUGAUAUUCAGGUUGAUAAUCUUUGUCAGUUUUUGCCGCAAGAUAAAGUACAAGAUUUCUCGAAAAUGGAUGCUCAUGCGCUGUUAGAAAACACAGAAAGAUCUGUCGGAGAUCCGAAGCUCCUCGAGUAUCACCUACUAUUGAAGGAUCAAAGAGCUAAUUUCAAGAAAUUGGAGGUUGAUGUAGCCGAUUCAAAACGAUUACUGGAAUAUAAAAUUCACAGGCGUGAUGGACUACAGCAAACUGUUGCGACAAUAAAAGAGAGAAAGUUGAUAAAGAAAAAGAUUGUAACGUUGAAGCAAAAAAAGGCAUGGAUAUUGUAUGAUGAAACACGAAGGAUAUUAGUGGAGUCUAAGAAAACCAGAGAUCAAGCAGUAAAAGAAAUGCAAUCGGUAGAUGUAGAACUGAAACCGUUAAAAAAACAGAUUGACAAAAUGAAAUCUGAUAUGGAAUCAUUAAAAGCAGCGUUAAAUGAUCAUAAUAAUAAAGUUCAUGCUAAGAACACAAACUUAAAAAAUAUACUGAAUGAUAUUCUUGCUUACGAGAACAAAAUCAAAGAAACGGAAGAAAUUUGCUCUCGUAAAAUUCAAUCGGAAGAAAGUCGAGAGCAAGAUAUUAAACGUGCGGAACAACAAAAAUGCAAGCUGGAAAACGACUUUUCGCUGACAAUUGAAGAGGUUGGAUCAGAGGAAAGUUUGAUGAAGCAAGUGCAAGUUGUAGCAACUAAUAUGGAGGAACGUAAAAGAGAAAUUAAUAUUCUCACUAAUAAAAAUAUCACUUUGAAACACAAUGAUGAAAAUAUUGAUCGUGAAAUGAGAGCUGUGCAAGCGGAGCUCCAGACUCUCAAUAUUGACGUCAAACGUUUAGAGAUAUUAAAGCAAAGAGACACAAACGCAUAUAAAGCUGUGCUGUGGUUACGAGAGAAUCGAGACAAAUUUUCAGCGACGGUUCACCAGCCCAUGUUGCUCAAUAUUAACGUAAAACAGGCUUCAUAUGCCAAAUAUUUAGAGAACAUAAUACCGUUUCGGGACUUAAUCGCAUUCACGUGUGAGGACAAACGGGAUAUGAAUCUGCUACUGAAAUAUUUGAGGGAGCAACAGAAGCUGCAGGUCAAUGUGGUGCAUUCUGAUUCGACAAGAAGAAUCUCGAUGCAACCGAAUAUACCGAUAGAAAGCAUUGAGAAGUUUGGUUUUAAAUAUUAUUUAACAGAACUUAUUGAAGCACCGUCAGCCAUAAUGAAAUAUCUAGUCUCGAUGUACCAUUUACACAAUAUUCCUGUCGGGACUACUGAGAUCGAAAAUAACACAAAUUCCAUACCUUCCUGUUUAAACCGUUACUUUAGUGAAAACAACAUAUACUCUGUGAGUACAUCCAAGUAUACGCGCGAAACUUCGACCAGAAUAUCACGGGUUAGGGGAAAUGGAAUGUUAUCUGUUGUCCUCGAUAAAUCUAAAUUACAAAAUCUCCAAGAACGAUUACAUAAUUUGCAAGAAAAGAAGAGUCAACUCGCAAUCCAUAUCAAAGAGACAGACGAUAAGAUAGGCGAAGAAAAUAAAGUAUUAUACGAGUAUAAAGCCAGCAGGAAUAAAUAUCAACAAAAUAUUCAGCAUAUUCAAGCUUUAAGAAGUAGAAUAGACAUGGCUAUUAACAAAAUUAAACAGAUGGAAAAGGAUCGGAUGAGUAUUGAAGAUAUAAAAGCAAUACAUACCAAAGAAAUUAAGGCUCUUAUAAAAAAACAAGUACAACAGUAUAAAAAUUAUAACACAGUUUUACAAGAGUAUUUCAAUUCCAACACAAAUAAUGUCGAGAUCAAAUUUGCAAUAACGUUAUUGAAACAAACUUUAAUGACCAAAGAGAAUGAUGUCGAGGAAUUAAAGGAAAAAUUUGCAAAGGCGGAGAGAAUAUUUAAGCGACACGAUGAAGAGUUUCAACCUUUAAAGAGGGAAGCUGAAAGACUGUACAACGAAGCAAAGGCAACCACAGAUAAUCUUAAUCCACAAGAUGAUGCAUUUAAAGCUUUUAAUAAAGCCUUUGAAAAAUUACCGGCCACUAUAGGUGAAAUAAAUAACGAAUUAAAUGUCGCUCAAGCAAAAGUCUUUUGUAUGGCGAAAAACGUGGAUGCUGAGAAUAUACUCCGCGAAUAUGAAGAAAUACAAAACAAUAUUCAAAAGUUGACUGAAUUUACUAAGAAAAAGAGUGUCACACUAGAAGCAAUGAACAAGGAGAUUGAGACAUUAAAGGAAAAGUGGUUACAACCAUUGCAGGAGCUGAUUGAAAAGAUAAAUACAAAUUUUAGUUCUUACUUUACCGCGAUGGACUGUGCUGGCGAGGUUACACUCUCGCAUGAUGAUAAUGUCCUGGAUUUUGAUAAGUACGGCCUAAAGAUUAAAGUAAAAUUCCGAGAUGCAGACGAACUGCAAGAAUUAACAAGACACUUUCAGAGCGGCGGUGAAAGAACGGUGACUACUGCUAUUUACAUGAUAGCGCUGCAAGAAUUGUCGCGCGUACCAUUUCGCUGUGUGGAUGAGAUUAAUCAGGGAAUGGAUGCAGUGAACGAAAGACGGGUCUUUGAUUUACUGGUCAAAAUAACAGGAAGGCCAGGCAGCUCCCAAUACUUUUUGCUCACGCCGAAACUUUUGCCUGACUUGACGUACUCCGAGACUGUGACGGUCCAUUGUGUCUUUAACGGAUCAAUUAAAGCGGAUGAAGAAGAGUUCGAGUUCGAUGUAGAGAGUUAUUGCAACUAUCUCGCAUCGUCAACUGAUCAAUAGAAGAAAAAGAUGUCAUAAAGAUCGAUAUCCUGUGCCUUAUGUAAAUUCGAAGGCGUAAACUUUCUCACUGCGUUAUAGAGAUUUAUUUUUAGUUGUAUGUCCACAGCGCGUUCCUAAACUGGUGAUAAGGAUUUUAAGAAUAAGUUUUUUUUGUAGUAUUUCAAAACGAAGAUAAGACGAAAAUGCUAAGGCAUCAUAAACUAUUUAUCUGCAAUGGUUUACAAAGACUAUUUUUAGUUGUGUGUGUACAGCGUAUUCCUAAACUGGUGAUAAGGAUUUUAAGAACAAAUUUUUUUGUAGCAUUUUAAAACGAAAAUGCUGAGGCAUCGUAAACUGUUUCUGUACUAGUUUGCAAAAUAUUUAUCGCCAGUUUGAGGAUAUUCUGUUCUCCUCGUAAAGCGAGUAUGUUCAAGAAUUAAGUUUUAUAUUUUUAUAAAAGACAGACAAUAGAAAGUACAACUUGCAUAUUUUUAUUUUGUAUUAACUGAAUUAAUGUUAAUUUAAUAUACUUGUGUAACGUUAAGUGUUGAUAUAUGAUUAAGAUAGAACAUACCGUUGCGUGAUAAUUUACUUAGUACGUACUUUAUAGAAAUAGAUAUUUGAAACCCAUUAAAUCUAUUUUAAUACGUUUUAAAAAAAUAUUUUUUCGGAUAUUCGUACUAUUUAUUUUUUCCACUUCUGAGCCAUUUCUCUGGCCACGAGAAACCGCGACACUUCAGCGCCUUCAUGAUAUGACAUGUACAAUAAGCAUUUUCCAUCGCCUCUUUGUUAAAUAUAUCUCUAGCGAAUCGGGC